Molecule: messenger RNA, 198 nt
Organism: Anthostomella pinea
Lineage: Eukaryota; Fungi; Ascomycota; Sordariomycetes; Xylariales; Xylariaceae
Source: the annotation of a GenBank genome assembly
AUGGCAGUUUUCGAUUCCUUCGUCUCCACCCCUAUCGUCUCCGGUCGCGGCUCGUACGACACCACCGGAACUAAGCCCCCGCCCCCCAAGCCAAAGUCCACGAUGUCGGACGAGGAGGUCGUCGGCAUUAACUUUGGCAGAGGCUCAUACGACACUACGGGUACUGAGAAGCCCAAGCCCACAAAGUCAAGUAAGUAG